Thunnus maccoyii (southern bluefin tuna) is the source of this 832-nucleotide messenger RNA. RefSeq names its product mast cell protease 1A-like. Gene Ontology annotation, molecular function: serine-type endopeptidase activity. The transcript has 5 exons. Bases 1 to 765 code for a protein of 254 amino acids. NCBI's taxonomy places the organism in Eukaryota, Metazoa, Chordata, Actinopteri, Scombriformes, Scombridae. Gene Ontology annotation, biological process: proteolysis. The record is from RefSeq and is a predicted model, not a curated record.
AUGAUGCAUAGUCUGCAUACAUUGCUGUUUUUUCUUCUCCUGGCAUGUCUAGGACGGAACACACUGGGGAGUGAAAUCAUAAAUGGGAAAAAGGUCCCGGAGAACUUAAUGCUGUAUAUGGCCUCCGUACAGAACGACAGAUAUCAUGUAUGUGGAGGAUUCCUUAUCAAUGAGGAAUUUGUAGUCACUGCAGCGCACUGUGAUGACUCGAAUCCUACACAUGUUGUUCUUGGCACCCACGAUCUCAAUAACGUUAAUAACAAGAUGAGAUACAGAGUAAAGAGAUGCAAACCUCCAUCUUACAGUAAUAUCGAAUCUGGUAAUGACAUCAUGCUCCUCAAACUGUCUGAGAAAGCUCGACUGGGCAACAGAGUACAACCAAUUCGGCUGCCAAAGACCGAGAUGAAAAUGAAAGAUAAAGCAAAGUGUCGUGUAGCUGGAUGGGGUCAAAUGGGAACUGGUAAAGGUGAUGCUGUGCAUCUGCAAAUGGUGGAUGUGCCUAUCAUUAACCUGAAUGACUGUAAGAAGAAAUGGGCUCCAUUUAAGCUUCCUGACAAUGUUAUUUGUGCAGGUGGAGAUGACACAAACAAAGGAUUCUGUCAGGGUGAUUCUGGUGGCCCUCUGGUGUGUGGUAAGGUGGCAGUAGGUGUUGUGUCUUUCAACAACGACAAGAACUGUAACUACCCAGAUGUACCCAACGUCUAUACAGACAUAUCCAAAUAUCUUGACUGGAUCAAAGAAAUUCUCAAGAAAAAGAACUGUUAAACGCACUGCAACAAUGUGCAUCAGCACAUUUGUUUUGUUCAGGUAUUGCUAUGUUUAAUUCACUCUG